UAGUUGAAACAUCUCGGAAACCUAUGUUCCAAGAAGCUGCAUUUUACCCGGUUUCCCUCCACCUUCGCUGCUUCACACCGCCGAGAUCGUGUGGUGCUAUUGUCUUCUUUCUCCUACUUUGGGAUGCGUUGCAUUCCAAUUGUGAACAUCCGGAAUGAUUAUCUCAAUUUGCAAGACACAGAUACAAGGAUUAAGAGAUCGAGACGAAGACCAAGGUCUGUGACCUUUGAAAAUUUAUCAAGGUUGAGAGACAUUGGACGGAAGGAGGGAACUGAACUUGUGAAGAAAAGAAGAUUUAAAGCCAUGAACUGGAUUCAACGCAAGAUCUACAUGUACAAUGUUACUUUUGGAAUGUACAUGUUGGAUAGGUGGGAGCGUUACUUAUUUAAUAUAUUGGUGAUCAUCCUGCUAUGGUUUGUUUUCUACAAUGGAUCACGAUCUGCAGCUGAGUUUUACAAAAGCUAUCUCAAGGUUCAGCUUGGAAUCGGCGAGUAAUCCUGAUUGUUGAAGGUAGAAUGGAAGGGUGAAUUCCCCCCCCCCCCCCUCUUUAUUGUAGUAUCUGGUUUGAUCAGGAUUCAGUCUUUGGGAUUUGUUAAUAUUUUUUACCACAUUGGCAGACUAAUAACAUGAAGAGAACCGCACCAGGAGACAGUUUUCCCCAUUAAAAGUUUCCUGGGAAGUAGCUGUCCUAUGUCUGAUAGUAUUAUGAACUUGGAUUGCUUCUGUAAGGGCACAUUUGGGUAAGCGGGUUUCUGUGUUUUUGGUUUUGAAAAGUCAGCCUUUCAACUUUAAAAGGUAUCCAAUAAAAUUAAAAUGUCUAGAAUCUCAA
Macadamia integrifolia is the source of this 829-nucleotide messenger RNA. RefSeq lists its product as uncharacterized. NCBI's taxonomy places the organism in Eukaryota, Viridiplantae, Streptophyta, Magnoliopsida, Proteales, Proteaceae. The coding region runs from base 124 to 495 and encodes 123 amino acids. The record is from RefSeq and is a predicted model, not a curated record. The transcript has 6 exons.